AUGACACACAGGGUAGACGGAGCAUUCCGCACGCGACGCGCACAAUCGGUAGGCAUUUUUUGGUACGAACCAGGUUUCUAUGCCGGUGUUGUCUCAAGUGCGUUCACUUUGGGCCGAUUCUUGAGCGGUUAUUUUUGGGGACAUGUCUCCGACUCCUGCGGCAGGAAGCUGGUGAUCAUCAUCGGGUUGUUGACUACCACCACCGUGUCGCUGACCUUCGGUCUGUCGACAAAGUACUGGGUCGCCCUUUCGUCAAGGUUUGCUCUCGGUCUGAUGAAUGGAAUCACCCCUGCGGUGAGAACAAUUCUGCACGACAUUUGCGGCACCGAGCACGUCGUUCAAGCCUUCGCCUACAUUGACGGGACGAAGGCCGUUGGCAUCGUUUUUGGUUCGGCGAUAGGGGGGCUCCUGGUGCAGCCAGCCGAACACUACCCGAGCUUGUUUGCUGCCACGGGCGUUUUCGGGAGUGCGAGAUACGGCACGUUUAACUACCUCUUCAAAAGGAAGCGUAAGGUCGAAUUCGGGGAAGAAGCGAGUAACGCGACGCCGUUCGCCUCGGCUUCCACAAAGGGGCAGCAGGCGCCAGAGCCGGGGUUGUUGGGAGAGGGGGGGAUUCUGUCCACGCCCAAGGUCAAGACCAUCCUCCUCCUUGCGUGCGUCGUGCAGUCGUUGUUCACCGGAUUCGAAGAGGUUUACCCUUUGUGGGCGCUCAGUAUCGUGAGCGUCGGGGGACUGGGGUGGAGCACCGUCGAGAUCGGAAAGGUACUUCUCACGACCGGCCUGAUCAUGGUGCCCCUUCAGCUGUUUAUUUUUCCCUCGUUCGUCAAGGCUCUGGGUGCCGUGCGUUGGAUGCGAAUGGGGUGCUUCUUGGACACUGUCGCUGUCCUGGCUACUCCUAACGCCACGUUCGUCGGCUUCAACAGCAUCACUCUGUUCGUCUUUUCGGUUGCGAGUACCACUGUGGUCAACUGUUCCUUUUCGGCGGUAUGUGCAAAACGAUCGACUAGUUGGUUUAUGAUUAGUGGGUUUCGACAGUCCAGUUGGGCGUUUCGUAUUCGAGGCCAAAUACACUGGUAUCACCUGGGAAAACGGUACGACCAUGAGUUGGUCUUGGACGCCAUCAAGCCAAUUGCCCGCGGCGGCGCCCCGCAGGAAUUGCAGCUCAGUCUCGUGAAGGUCACAUUCGUUAUCCUUGGCUGCGCAUUUGAUUCUCCGGCCACGACUCAUCCCCUGUACGCGCGACAACGUGAACCUGAUGCUACGCCGUAGGUUGGCAUGUCACUGUCAGUGGCGUCGACGAGUAUCGUCCCGUCCAGAUUGCGGGGGGAGCUCAGCGGGCUAUACCACAUGGCGGAGAGCUCCGGCCGCGUCAUUAGAGCCAUCGGGUUCGCCGCCAUGUUCGCGUGGUCCAUCGCCCCUCACUCUACGCCGCACGCGUGGGUUGACCACCACUUCGCGUUCUACGCGUUUGCUCUGGCGUUGAGCGUGGUGUCGGUGCUAGCCAGGCGGACCCUGACCUCGGAUAUUUUCGGCAAGGAAGCUGCC
Molecule: messenger RNA, 1545 nt
Organism: Ectocarpus sp. CCAP 1310/34
Lineage: Eukaryota; Phaeophyceae; Ectocarpales; Ectocarpaceae
Source: the annotation of a GenBank genome assembly